AUGGCACAACCAACACCACCAUCAGUCCCUGCUCUGGGAUACCCCUGCAUCGCUGCAACGGGCGAUGAUAUAGCUACUCUGGUUGGACUCCAGUUCGACGGCUCCGCUAGCAACUCGUCCUACGUCCUUCAAUCUUACACCUUUCCUACAAACAAGAACAGCAUCACCUUCACACCCUCAGCCAGCCAAACCCCUCUUCAUGGCCAGCCACGCGCCAGCAGCCGCAUGGUCUGUGCUGCCGAUAAGGCCUCAGGAUCGUUUCUCUACAUCUUUAACGAGAACGUUUAUAUCGAGAACAGCCAAACCCCCGCCCUCGCCACCGCGGCACCCAUCUCGACUUGGAGCCCCGCCGUAUCUGGUGCACCCCAGGUUGCCUGGGCCACUACCACUCCUGGACAGUUUCAAUGGCUCGGACUAAGCGAUGGCAACUGGACCAUGUUUACCAUCGAUGCUAGGGGGGUGUCUGCCCCCAGCAAGGCCCUUGUCCCAGUCGAUGUUCCUUCUGCUGACGUCCAGACGAUUCUUCGCGAGCCAACCGGCAACUUUGUAGUCAUCUACACUAACGCAGGAAACACGGCCGCUUCUCGCUUCGCUCUCGGCACCGCUACCUCGACUGCUGUCGCCAUGGGAUCCCACGGUGAAUCAAAGAUCAACUUUUCGACAGUGACCCAUGCCCAGGACAACAGCAGCGACUAUUUUUUCGGAACCAGCGGCGGCAAAGACACAUAUACUGCUGCUGCCAACUUGACCACCCUCGACCUCAUCUCGACGCGCACCUUCCCCAGCGAUACCCACGGCAGUGUUUCUAAAUUGAGCAUGUACGGUGCCGCCACCAUGUCGAGCGAUGGAAAAUAUGCCUAUGUCUACGGAGGACUUUCCGACGCCUCCACCAACACCUGGGAUUUCGGAUUCACAAACAUCACUAUCGCUGCCUUUGCUUUGUUGAGCGGUUACGCCACCACUACCCCUACCCAGAUGGGCGCGUCAGGAGCCUUUACAACAUUGGUACCCGUCAUUCCCACCCCCGAAGAACCCUCCAAGGGUCUUUCCACGAUCGCCAUCAUCGGUAUUGCUGUUGGCGCAGUGGCUGUUCUCUUGAUUAUCGGUCUCUUUGCCAUCUUCCACCGUCGGAACAAGAAGAUUGAGGCGCGUGCCAAGGAGCAGGAGGGAUUAGAUCUUGCAGUGCGAGAUAUGCAGUCCAAGAACAGCCAGAGCAUGAACACCUACCAGCCCCGUUUUGCGUCCACCCACUCUCUUUUGGCGUCCGAGGCCAAUACCACCCCUCGUGGCCAGAACAGUGUCUCGACCGACCGUCCCGUCGAGAACUUGACUCUGCGUGUACCAAUUGUUCGUUAUGAUGGUCGGGAUGUCGCUCAGUCGUCGCCCUUUGCUCCUUUGGGUGCUGUUGUUCUCUCGCAGUAUCGCCUUGGCCAGACUGCCGUCAACUCCAAGAUGGUGGUCAUCCAGCUGGGCGAGAACGUUGAUACUGCCGAGAGUGUGACCCUCAAGUGGGUGCGUGACGAGAUUGUGUGGCAGAGAGAGGCCGCGAUGUUGAACCACAUUGUCAACCCCGCCAAGAUCAUCUCGCUUCACCAGACCAUGAUCAUCCCUGCCGCUCUGGAGUGGCGCCAUAUCCUUGUUCUCGACGCCCACGAAUUGACCCUUGACUUUAUGUUGUCGACCGCCCAACAUCGUCUUCUGAACCGUGACGAUCAGAGAGCUGUCGCCAAGGCUCUUUUGAGUGGAUUGGUCUGGUGCCACGAGAAGGAUGUUGUCCAUCUGUCGAUCUGCACUGGUUCGAUCGUGAUGAACGAGGAAGGCCAAUGGGUUUUGUGGUCGUUCGGCGGCUCCAGAUUCUUGAACGAGGCUGUUGGUCCUCGCCAGGGCUCGCAGAUUGGCCAGGAGGACGGCGCUGUGGAGCGCAACUUGGCACCGGAGCUGUUGAAUGCUCGCACUGAGAAGCGCCUGGAUACGACCUUGUCGACGACGAUGAUGGAUGCAUGGGCUGCAGGAUGUGUACUGUUUGAGAUUAUGACUGGUCAGCCAUUGUUCAGGACUGAGGAUGCGGCUGAGCAGGCGGCGACGGGUCGGUUUAACGCGUGGAAGGACCGUCUGGCGGAUAUUAGGGAUGAGAAGGAGCGACGGGUUGUCGAGGGAUUGUUGGUGCUGGACCCCAACUACCGUCUCAGCCUCACGCAAGCCGAGUCCCUCUUUAUGUAG
Messenger RNA from Linnemannia hyalina, 2220 nucleotides. NCBI's taxonomy places the organism in Eukaryota, Fungi, Mortierellomycota, Mortierellomycetes, Mortierellales, Mortierellaceae. The record is from the annotation of a GenBank genome assembly.